This is a messenger RNA of Astyanax mexicanus (Mexican tetra), 4950 nucleotides long. RefSeq names its product adhesion G-protein coupled receptor G2. Lineage: Eukaryota; Metazoa; Chordata; Actinopteri; Characiformes; Acestrorhamphidae. Gene Ontology annotation, cellular component: membrane. The transcript has 34 exons. Gene Ontology annotation, biological process: adenylate cyclase-activating G protein-coupled receptor signaling pathway; cell surface receptor signaling pathway. The coding region runs from base 362 to 4546 and encodes 1394 amino acids. The record is from RefSeq and is a predicted model, not a curated record. Gene Ontology annotation, molecular function: G protein-coupled receptor activity.
UGUAGAGUAGAGACGGAACAGGUUUUCAGAGGAACCUCAGGUCCUGAGCUGGGUAGGUUAGGCUGGUUAGGCUGUAAAAUAAAGAUCAUAAAGAACAUAAAAAUAAUAAAAAAGACCAAACCUAAAGGAGUUAAUUAUCUGAUCAGACGAGGGCAUUUCUGUUUCAGACACAUUUAUUCAUUUUCCCGGAGGAUUUAUUUAUUUAAACAGGCUGGAUCCUUCUUAUAUUAACCCGGAGAGGAGUGUACAGGCUGCGGGGAGGAGAGGCGGAGCGGCUGCGGGUGGAGAAGGCUCCGCUAACGGGGGUCAUGCUCUGAGCUGUGGGGGUCGCGCUGCUGCUGACCUCCGUCCGCCCACCAGGAUGAUGGCGAGUUCAGGGCUCUGUGGAUGGAGCUGCAGGACGAAGAAACUUCUGAACGCUGUCCUGCUUUUUGUUCUUCUGAUUCCGGCAGGGAGUUCACAAACACCACCUCCAUCACCACCACCAUCAUCUUCAUCACCACCAUCAUCACCACCAUCUUCAUCACCGUCACCAUCAUCGUCAUCACCACCACCAACAACAACACCAUUAACAUCACCAGAAACUUCAUCAACAGUGACAACUGUUACUACAGAAACUACAAGAACCACGUUAACGAGCACUCCACCUCAAAAAACCGCACACUCCUCCCUGCCAUCAACUGUGACAUCCACCACAACUGUUGGAUCCAUAACUACGCCUAUUUCCAGUGCACCACAGAACUCCACAGUUUCAUCCAUCAAUGUCUCAUCAUCUUUACCCUAUCCAGAGUCAUCACUUCCAUCCACAACUGACACCACCAUUUCAACUCCAUACACAACUCUACACCCGCUCACAGCAUCUGAUUCACAUACUACAAAUGGAACAAGUACAUCCACAUCAGCAGCAGCAGCAAACACAAGCACAGACAUUUCUAUCACUUCGCCGGCCACAGCUAGCACUUAUCCUACAGCAGGUACAGAGACCACAGAUCAGACAGACACAUACACAACGUCUACUGCUGCCCAGAAUACAACAGUGGCUACGCCCAUCCCUUGCAACUUCACACAGGACUGUGGUGAUCAGUCUGUGUACUUUUGGAUGAUGAUCAGUGUUGAAGUAACAGGAAAUUUGACUGAUGAGUCACACAUUAAUGAAUGGCUCCAAACUCUGUUCCAGCAGCAUCUCGGUGAGUGUAGCUCUACUGCUAAUGCUACCUCUGCCACUCCAACAUCAGUACCAUUAACAUCUACCCCCCCGCCCUCUGAGCUCAGCACUCUGUCAGACAUCAACACCACAGCAACCACAUCUGGCAACUUCAGUUCUACUCCUGAUACACAGAACGUCAGCACAGUGACUGAGGUUCAGUUUCAAAACUGGACGUCUGUAAGCAGUUCAGUAAAAGAAAAUGAAACGGCUACCAGCCCCUUUCAACAUGUUGAGGUCAUGUGUGAUGAGAAGACUGAAAUAAGGAAGACUUUGUGCACUGUACUGCUGCAGUUAAGUCAGGUUGCCAGUCCAUGCUGUAUCGCGCGCAUUGUGAACAUAGUUGAAAUCAACUCCACCAUACAGGGCCAGGUGAUUGGAAACCAAGUGCAGAGAGUGGCAAAAGGGAUUUGUCACGGUAAUGAUUCAGCCUCUACAGCUGGAAACUUUGAGAAGUGUAACGGUUCUCUCAGUGUUUCCUGUCAAUCAAAUGCCACAACUAACAUCACAUGCAGUGGGAGCAGUGAAAACGUCUACGUCUCUUUGGAUGCUCAGGACCAGACAAACUGCAGCUCUAGUUAUGGCAAUCAAACUAAUUACUGUUACUGUUCUGCCUACUGCAACAGCACCGCUGCAUAUUACAGUUUGAACAUUGUUGGUAAAAAUUCCAGCAUUAAUGUGGAAUCACUCAAAUUACUGAUUCAUAAUUUAUUUCAAAAACCACAGUGUAACAUCAUCAAUGCCUCUGUGUGCAGCCUGUGGCAUAAUGUUUCAGACAUCUAUCAAAAUUCAACUGCACAGUGUGAUAUAAAUGCAAGGUGCAAUGUCAUUGUGAAACUGAAGCAUGCCAUAGACGUGUGUUCGGUCAGAACAGCGUUGAUGAGUGCCUUCCAGCUUCAGAGUACCAUGGAGAUGAAUGGAUCUGUCUCUAGAGUGGCCAUAUGUAGUUGGGAAAAUAUACCAAACCUCAAUUUUCUACAACAAGGAAGAGUGUCUGUUAACCUCGACGCUUCUGAAUUCUGCAUGGUGACGAACUUAGACAGUCUUCUGAAUUACUGCACAACAGGAACAAAUGUAGCUGUAAUUCUGACAGAGAACUGUCCCAAAAUCCCAGUGACAGUCCCGUCUACUACCCCGUCACCAUCAUCAACAACUGCAGUCUCCAGCGCUAGCACUACAGUCACCGUGACCAGCACGACUGAUAAUAAUACAACUACACUCCAGAAAUCCACCACUCCUUCGGUGACAACAGUGGCUAAUAUAACCAGCAACACAACUACCCUGAACACCACUGUUCCAGGUGUUCCCAACAUUCCAACAUCUACAGCAACAACAGUUACAACAAUCACAGUCAACACCACAGCCUCUACGACCUCCUCAGCGAGUGCAGAGCUGGCAGCUGAAGGUCUGCUGAACCAGAGCAAGAACGUUUCAGCUCUGAACUCCACUCAGGUGGAGAAUCUGGUGUCUCAGCUAGAGCAGCUUCUCUCAGGGCCUAACGUCAGCCUGGCUCUGGGGAACACCACUGUCAACAUCGUCAGCAAUCUGCUGGAUGCACCCAGUCAGGCACUGGGAACCAGUUCAAACAGGAUCAUUGGAUUAGUGGACACUGUUGGUUUGAAGCUGGUGGUUCAGGGACAGUCUCAGAGUAUUCUCUCUCCUGCUCUGGCUCUGGCAGUGAAAACUGUUGGGGCUGAGUUUCAGCAGACCACGUUCACCAUGACAGACUCCUCCAACCUGCAGAUUGGCGGUUCUAUGUCCAGGAGAAGUGUGGACACCACAGUUCUGCCUCCUCAGGGUUCCAUCAUUCUCCCUUCCUCUCUACUGAGCACUCUUACUCCUCAGCAGCAGCAGAUGGUCUCUAGAGUGCAGUUUAAUUUCUAUCAGAAGAGCACUCUUUUCCGGGACAGUGCUUUAGACCCGAAUGAGACCACACUGAUCAGCGGAGUUCUGGGAUCCAGUGUGGCGAACCUUUCUAUCUCCAACCUGAAAGAGAAUGUAACGAUUACCCUGAGGAACACUGAACCUGUUUCGGGUAAUUAUACACCAUCCUGUGUAUUUUGGGACUUUCAUCUAAAUGGGGGUUUAGGUGGCUGGAGUUCUGAGGGCUGCACUGUGCUGAACAGCACUGAGAAUGAGACAGUCUGCGCCUGUAACCAUCUCACCAGCUUCGGUGUGCUGCUGGACAUUUCUGGAGAGGGAAUAACAAAUCGUCUGCAGGCCACCAUCCUGACCUACAUCACCUAUAUCGGCUGUGGCAUCUCUGCUAUUUUCCUCUCCAUUACUCUGCUCACCUACCUGUCCUUUGAAAAACUGCGUAAGGAUAUCCCCUCCAAGAUCCUGAUCCAGCUGUGCUUUGCUUUGCUGCUGCUAAACCUGGUGUUCCUGUUAGACUCGUGGUUGGCCCUGUACCCUGAUGCUGUGGGUCUCUGCAUCUCAACAGCCUUCUUCCUGCAUUACUUCCUGUUGGCGUCUUUCACCUGGAUGGCCCUGGAAGCUGUCCAAAUGUACUUUGCUCUCGUCAAAGUUUUCAACACAUACAUUUCCCGAUUUAUGCUCAAAUUAGGACUCGCUGGUUGGGGCAUUCCUUUAGUAGUGGUCAUCAUAGUCAUAGCCAUCGAUAAAAACAAUUACGGACUUGUGUCCUAUGGGAAGUUUGAAGAUGGAACCACAGAUGAAUUCUGUUGGUUGAAGAACAGCGUUGCUUUCUACGUUGCAGUGGUGGCUUAUUUCUGUGUUGUGUUCCUGCUGAACCUCAGCAUGUUCAUCGUGGUUAUGGUUCAACUUUGUCGCAUUAAGCGGCAGAACCCUCAUAAUGUCCAGAACCGAAGUGGCUUUCAGGACCUGCGGAGUGUGGCGGGGCUCACUGUGCUUCUGGGCCUCACCUGGGGAUUUGCUUUCUUUGCCUGGGGUCCUGUGAACCUGGCCUUCAUGUAUCUCUUCGCCAUCUUUAACUCACUGCAGGGGUUUUUUAUCUUUGUGUUCCACUGUGCUGUGAAGGAAAAUGUUAGGAGACAGUGGAGGAUAUACCUGUGCUGUGGAAAAUUCAGGCUUGCAGAGAACUCUGACUGGAGUCACACUGCAACUCAGAAGACGAAGAAGUCCUCUGUGAACAGGAUCGGCUCUUCAUCAGUAAAAUCAUCCAAUUCUAAUAAUCUGUCCAGCUCCACAACCUUCCUCGUCAGCAACAGCCCAGGAUCAGGGUCAAGAUCAGGAUCAGAGAGGUCACUAGGAAUCAGCAGUCCGUUUGAUGACAGAACGAUCACAGCGCAGGAGGACACCAGCUCAGACGUAGUACUGAAUGAAAUCCAUCAGAGAUACCGAGACCAGAGAUCCUACUGACAGCAGCAGAACACAAAGUGUUAUUUAUGAUGUAAAUGUUUUGUUCUGUACAUUUUGUACAUAAUGUACAUAUGCCAGUUAUUAAGAUCAUAUAUAUUAAUAUAUAUUUUCUUUUGUACUUCUUAAUACUAAAUACUUUAAUUUUAAGUGUCUAUUUUAAGACUCUUAACUCUUACAGAAGUUAAAUAACAGAGACAUUAUUUUAUGAAAAUGACAAAAGACUGAUUAUGAAGCUUUUUAUGAAUUAUUAAAUUAUUUGUUUCUUUUGCACCGCUAAAAUCAUUUCACUGUUGGAAUACUUUUUCUUGUUCUUGAUUCUGACUUAUAGCUUCACUUAGUUUUUCAUUUCACUGUGGAACAAAUUAAAGUAUUCAAUAAACAAUAAAUAAGAAUAAAUAAAUAAA